AAGAAUGUUAUCCAACUUCAAAUCUCUAUGAAUUACAUUAUUUUUGUGGCAGUAAGAGAUGCCAUCCAAAAUCUGAUUAAAAAAAAUGCGAGCAGUUGGUUCGUCUAAAGCACCAUGAUCUAAGAUUAAACACAAAUUCUACCUAACACAUAAUCCAACAAGGACCCUCCUUUCAAGUAUUCCAAUUCCAAGACUGCCUCUGACCUCUCAGGGAACAACUUAUAUUUAUGGAGUUUGACUAUAUUUCGAUGUUUUAAUUAUUCCAAUAUCACAGCCUCCCGAGCAAUAUACAAGUAUUAAUUCUCCUAGCCUUCACUUAUAAACUUUAGAGCUCGCUCCUCACAAGUAGUUUUAUGGGAAAUCAACAUUACCGUCGCCUAACCACCUUUGCACAGGACUGAUAUCGGAUUAUAUUCAAACAAGACAAAUCGACCAUCCAAACACUUACCAUUGGUUGUGAUAUAGAUUUUGUUCCCAUUCUUGAGGUAUUUAAGAUCUUCAUCGAACAAUUCUUAGCAUUUAUGGUCAAAAAGUCUAAUUUUCUUAAAAGACAGCUUCCUACUAACUAACUUAAUUAGACUAUCAAGUGAAUUCGCUUAUGCCAAACUGACCUACAAAGGAUUCUGACCAUAUUGAUAUACUGUGAC
This is a messenger RNA of Paramecium octaurelia, 647 nucleotides long. NCBI's taxonomy places the organism in Eukaryota, Ciliophora, Oligohymenophorea, Peniculida, Parameciidae. The record is from the annotation of a GenBank genome assembly.